AUGUGGAUUGGUAAGUCAAGUAAAAUAUUUUAUUAGUGUCAUAAAGCCUUAAAAUUUAGUAUACGUCAUCGAACGAUGUAAUACGUUGUCUGUAAAGUGCAUGGAAACCGGUUUCUGGCCGACUUGUGGAAAUGGCAUUCUUUUUUGCAUUAAAUCAUUCGGGAGUAAGUCGAUCGAUUCGUGCGGGUGUUCCUUUUCCUUAUCUUGGUCGCUAAAGUAUCGUUUGCAUCAACAGCUACAGCUCGUCAUUGUCUUGCUCUACCGUAAGUUUGUGUUGAUGCAAUGUUGUUGUGGUAGGAGAUACUUAGUAGGUAUACUUUGUUGCUACAACUCUUUUAUUUGAUGUUGAUAACAUUGAUGUAACAAUAUGUUUGUAACUUUUUCUUAAUAUUAUUGCUGUAGAUCUGAAUAUACCGUACCUAUGGGCGAUUGUAGAAGUGCUGUAAGUCGUCGUCGGAGUUCUACUGCGAUAUCAUCUUCAUCACGCUAUCAGCUACAGCCUUUUUUCGACACAUACGACUGUUUUGGAGAAUGGUAUGAAGUACAACACGAUACUCUAAAAGAAGUAUCUCCAGAGAGAAAGAAACAAAGAUUGCAACAGGACGAGGUAGGUUACUGUACAUUAGGUAUUGUAAUUUGCAACUGUAUGUUUUAUGGCAUAUCUAUUUACUUUAUAAAAUUAUUGCCACUUUCAGCCCGAUAUAUUCAGUGAACGGAUUCAGAAGCGUUUGGAACGAUGUAUCCGAUCGACCAUUGACAGUGUUCCAGAAUCCGCGCAACUCGAAGUUGCUGAGACUCCUUCCGAACUGCCGCAACCUUGCUUCACUCGACUUCAGAAGAGUGGCGACACAAAGACACUUCUGGAUCUGAAAGUGCGUGGAGUUGCUGUAGAUAUGGCAUUUGUGCAUUCUGACGGAAUCAUCGAGACUCUCGAAGGCAAAAAGGUAUUUUAAUGUUUAUAUAGUACUGUUGUAUAUAUUAAGGUGGUACUAUUGUAAUGUUGAAGUACUGUAAUAUGUGUAUGAACAUCUAUUGUAACUUUUCUGUAUGUGAUGGUAAUCCUACUUUCAGAUUGGAGUAAACCGUGCUCUGGUAAGCACGUUCAGUCAGAUGCUUCGCCGUGCCUUCUACGGUCACAGUCUUGAGGCCACGGAAGGUCACGUUGUCCUACUACGACAUACUCAUCGCACGUUGGUCGCUUUUCUGGCGUCGAUUAUGCAUCGUUGCAAGGACGGCGACUUCAAGAAGGGAUGGUUCCGUCGCGAGCUGGACUUGGCCUUGGACAUGUUUGACUUGGCCGUGUUCUUGCAAGCUCCCAAAAUCAUCAACGUCAUCGCCAGGAACUUGGUCGACAGCGCGUGUCCACUAACUUACGUACUGGUUGCUCAUCGGAUUGGUAAGUUUCAAAUGGGAAUUUAUAUUUUUUAUGAAAAAUGGCAAUUUUUAAAGAUUUUACAAUGACUAUUCACACAGAAUAUAAUAGUAAAAUUAUUAUAUUGUCUAUUGAACUAUAUGAGUAUCAUAUUUUAGGUAAACAACACAAGGAAGCGUACGAAAUUCUGUGGAAGAAGGUCGAAGCUUUUACCUAUCAGAUCAUCAAGAACAACACUUACCGGUUGUUGAAUCCGCCAGAGUUUCAGCGACUUCUGAAAGGUCGGCCGAACAUCUCGAAGCAUGAAGAAGUAGAAGCUCUGAAGGGCUGGUGUCGCCACAAGAAGAAGGAGAGGGGUCUGGUUGAGUCUUCUCAGAUGCUGGUUGAUAUGAACACGGUAAGUACGAACUGUGUGUUGUUGAUGAUGUUUUCGAAUUUGAUAUCAACAUUGUUCUUCUUUUUCAUUUUUUAAAGUUUUGCUUUGCUCCUUUUUAUGUAAUAGAAGCUUACUGUAUUGUAACAUCAAUCUUUGCAGGAAGUCUCAGACUCUUUGAGUUCCUCGACGAGUCUGGGCUCGAACCUGGACGAUCUGACUGACUCUACUGGUGCUCCGUUCUUCACUCAGCCCCAGAAUCGAGUACCGUACUCUGUCUUGGCCGUGCUGGGUGGAUGGGCGGCCGAAGGUCCUACAUCUCAAGCUGAAGUCUUCGAUUCGUAUGAAGAGCGAUGGCUGGAGCCGGCUGAUCACCUUCUCGGCCUUCCGACGCCACGAUCUUAUCAUGAAGUCGUUCCCGACGAUGCUCGCAAGAAAUUGUACGUCAUCGGAGGAUUCGACGGAGAGAAUUACUACGAAGGGUCUUGUGUAUACGACUUGGGCAGGAAGGUGAGGGUUUUAGGUUUGCAGUUAUUGGAGCUACCUUCAAUAACUACAGUAGUUACGGAAUGAUCGUUGAGAGUUGCUUACAUUAUUUAACUGAACAAGACGAAAUAUUGUAAUUGAAUUUAUGCAAACUUCAGAAAUGGGAGGACAAUUCCCACGCCUUCAUGAACGAGAAGCGAUGCUACGUGAGUGCUUGUCGUCUUGAUCAGAAUCACAUUAUCGCUGUCGGUGGCUACAACAACAGAACUCGACUUCAUUCUACAGAGAUUCUGAAUACGGAAAUGAAUCUGUGGUCGCCAGGUGCUCGCAUGAACUUUAUUAGGUAUGAGUAACUUGCUGUCUUAAGCUUGAUUUAUAUUUAUAUAAUAAUACUGUUCAAAACAUAUACUAGUAAGGGUCAAGAAUAACUAAAGGCAUUGUAUAAUUGGUAUAUUAUCUAAAAACUUAAGUUUCGAUUUGCAGAAGCGACUGUCACGUAGCACUGCACAGUGAUAAAGUCUACGCGAUUGGAGGCUUCGACGGACACAGUUGUCAUCAGACGGUGGAGUGGUACGAUUCUGAAGCCAACAAGUGGAGCAAUCUCGGCCGAAAGAUGAAAAUGAAGAGAAGCGGGGUCUGUGGCAUCAGUACCCACGGAAUUCUGAUUGCCGUGGGCGGAUUCACUGGUCGGAUUCGUCUAUCGACUGCUGAGUACGUGGAUCCACGUGAAGGCGUCUGGCACAACCUGCCGCCCAUGAACAGUUCUAGGUAUGUGUGCUUAUUUUACUAUAACAAUGACCUUAAUACUGCACCAAAGCUAUGUUUACUGCACUAAAGUACUGUACUAGUCGUAAAUUGAAAUAUUUAGAUCAAACUUUGGCAUCUCCGAACUCCGUGACCAGAUCUACGUAGCUGGUGGCUACGAUGGCAAUGGCACAACCACUCGAUGUGAGCGAUUCGAUCUGCGAGCGUGCAAGUGGACCGAACUUCCCGAGCUGACUGUUCGUCGUUCCGCACUGUCAAUGUGCUACCUCGAAGGAGAUUGUGUAUGCACUGAAAUGGUACAAGGCCGUACGCGAACAUAA
Molecule: messenger RNA, 3316 nt
Organism: Bursaphelenchus okinawaensis
Lineage: Eukaryota; Metazoa; Nematoda; Chromadorea; Rhabditida; Aphelenchoididae
Source: the annotation of a GenBank genome assembly